Alligator mississippiensis (American alligator) is the source of this 507-nucleotide messenger RNA. RefSeq names its product cytosolic beta-glucosidase. Gene Ontology annotation, molecular function: hydrolase activity, hydrolyzing O-glycosyl compounds. Lineage: Eukaryota; Metazoa; Chordata; Crocodylia; Alligatoridae. The record is from RefSeq and is a predicted model, not a curated record. Gene Ontology annotation, biological process: carbohydrate metabolic process. The transcript has 3 exons.
AUGAUUUCAGGUUCUGUUGCCUGUUCUUCUCCUGCCCACAACAGUUGGCACCUAGGGGAUGUAUCUUUCCCUGCUGGAUUUGCUUGGGGUGCAGUCACAGCAGCUUAUCAAGUUGAAAGAGGCUGGAAUGCAGAUGGAAAGGGCCCUAAUGUUUGGGACACAUUCACCCAUCAGGGAGGAGAUCGAGUUUUCAAGAACCAGACUGGUGAUGUAGCUUGUGGCAGCUACACUCUGUGGGAGGAAGAUUUGAAAUGUAUCAAACAGCUUGGAUUGACUCAUUAUCGCUUUUCUCUUUCCUGGUCACGUCUGUUACCUGAUGGGACGACAGGUUUCAUCAACCAGAAAGUCAUUUCUCUUGACAAUGUCUAUCUUAAAGAAUAUUUUGUGUGGUCCCUUCUUGACAACUUUGAAUGGACUUGUGAAUUCAGUACUUGAUUUGGACUCCUACAUGUUGAUUUUGAAAGUUCUGCUCUGCCUCAUGUUCCACAGCGCCAUAGUCAUUGCUAA